CCAGCAGCAAGGGGGCGGACGCAGCGCUCCGGGGUGUCGACCUGGGCAAGCAGAGCUGAUCAGUCAGUCGGACAGUGAAAACAGGUUCUGAAAUGCAGCAAACAGACAAGCGCAGCCCAGGUGCUGCGACCCGGCCUCGGGAAGGCCGCUCAGGGCCCACACCACCUCCCAGCACCGCCUCCUGCCUCCACGUUAUCCCAGCACACUCUACCAGAGGGAUCUCCGACGCAGAGCAGAGUUGGCUGGAUCAGACAAUGACCAUCCCCCGCGCACCACCUGCACCAGCCACACACGGGUUGGCAUGGAAGGCUCACCCAAAGGGCAGCCCACCUGCCUCCACCCUGGCUGGGGCCCCAGGAAGGGGGACCCGCAUGCACCAAGGCCUGGCCCUGAGAAAAGGCAGUGAUGGUCCCCUAGCCGGGCAGGAACCCGGGCCGGCGUCUGCUGGGAGACUGGGGCAGAUGCACCGGCUGAGGUCCAGCCUGCUCCCAGCCCAUGGAUCGUGUGAGAACUCCGUCCCCCACCGCGGAGAACAGAAGACCCCGAAGGGCAGCUGGAGGGAGGGCCGCCGGGGCAGGGUGGCUCUGGAGGUGGACACGCAGGGCAGGGCGCCCGGCGCCCCGGGAGCAGGAGGGUCCUCCGGCCGGCGGAAACCAGCCCAAGCCGGGAAGCUCUGCCGCCCACGUGGCCGAGGCUCGGGCUCCGGCAGCCCCCACUCCAGGGCUCCCACCCAGGACCGGGCGCGCGCGCAGGCCCGGGCCGCGGGGGGCACCGCGAGGUGAGGGUUGGCGGGGCGGCGCCAGGGGGGCCCAGCGGGCACCUACCUGCGGCCGCGCCCGCGCCCCGCCACGUGACCGCGCCCCGCCCCGCGCGCGCGUGCGCCCUGCCUGCGCCCCAUUGUUGGCCGCGCG
Zalophus californianus (California sea lion) is the source of this 911-nucleotide messenger RNA. Its product is annotated as translation initiation factor IF-2-like. Bases 93 to 782 code for a protein of 229 amino acids. The transcript has 4 exons. Lineage: Eukaryota; Metazoa; Chordata; Mammalia; Carnivora; Otariidae. The record is from RefSeq and is a predicted model, not a curated record.